Molecule: messenger RNA, 2535 nt
Organism: Juglans microcarpa x Juglans regia
Lineage: Eukaryota; Viridiplantae; Streptophyta; Magnoliopsida; Fagales; Juglandaceae
Product: mitogen-activated protein kinase 9-like
Exons: 11
Coding region: 309-2201 (630 amino acids)
Biological process (GO): protein phosphorylation; intracellular signal transduction
Cellular component (GO): cytoplasm; nucleus
Molecular function (GO): MAP kinase activity; ATP binding
Source: RefSeq, a predicted model, not a curated record
ACAGAUUUCACGACACGUCGGGAGCAAAGCAUUUGUUUGUAUACCGUUUUUUUGCAUCAUUCAUUCACUGCAGCCCAUCUCUCAAAAGCAACCACACGACUCUGUUUCACUUUCUCUGUCCCAUCCCAAAGUUCCCCCAAGAAAGGCAAGCUAAACAACCCAAGAAAGAAGAGCAGGUGGCAAAAGCUACGAAGAGAGAUAGAGAGAGAUUCUUGGAAGGGAAGAAAGAGAGUGAGAGAGAGAGGAGGGCAACGCUGAAUAGAUCGAGUGGCUGGGAAACGAGGAAGUGGGAAGGGAGUUUUGUGUGUAUGGGGAGUGGAGGUACACUGGUGGAAGGGGUUCGUCGCUGGUUUCAACGUCGCACAGAUAACUACAGAAAUAGUAACGGUUCAGGCACUAACACUAACACCUAUAAUAAUCAGCACGCUAAUAAUAUCGUUAUUGAUGAUAGUUGUGGCCACGUCUCUUCUGUGAGCGAACUUUGCGCUCAAUCAUCCGUAGUUCGUAAGCGUAAGAAAGGGCUAAAACAAGGAGAGGAACGAGAAGAAGAGGAAGCCCCAGUGGGAGACUUUGAUACGUCUUGCUUGAAGCUCGUUAAGGUUCCCAAACGGACCACCAACUCCAAACCUGGCUCCAUGGAUUCCCAAAAGAAGGGUGGGUUAGAGACGGAAUUCUUCACAGAGUACGGAGAGGCAAGCCGGUACCAAAUUCAAGAAGUCGUUGGGAAAGGAAGUUAUGGUGUUGUUGGCUCUGCAAUUGACACCCAUACUGGAGAAAGGGUUGCAAUUAAGAAAAUUAAUGACGUUUUUGAACAUGUUUCUGAUGCCACUAGGAUUCUGAGAGAAAUUAAGCUCCUCCGGUUGUUGCGUCAUCCUGAUAUUGUAGAAAUAAAGCAUAUUAUGCUUCCUCCUUCACGACGGGAAUUUAGAGAUAUAUAUGUUGUUUUUGAGCUAAUGGAAUCUGAUCUUCAUCAAGUAAUUAAGGCAAAUGAUGAUCUUACUCCUGAGCAUUAUCAGUUUUUCUUGUACCAGCUUCUUCGUGGUCUGAAGUAUAUACAUACAGCAAAUGUCUUUCAUAGAGAUUUAAAGCCAAAAAAUAUUCUUGCUAAUGCUGACUGCAAAUUAAAGAUAUGUGAUUUUGGGCUUGCUCGUGUGUCUUUCAAUGAUGCCCCGUCUGCAAUUUUCUGGACUGACUAUGUUGCAACACGAUGGUAUCGUGCACCUGAACUGUGUGGCUCGUUUUUCUCGAAAUACACCCCUGCUAUUGAUAUUUGGAGUGCAGGAUGCAUAUUUGCAGAAAUGCUUACAGGAAAACCACUAUUUCCUGGAAAAAAUGUGGUGCACCAAUUAGAUCUCAUGACUGAUUUUCUUGGCACUCCUGCUCAAGAAUCUAUUGCAAGAAUUCGGAAUGAGAAGGCAAGAAGGUAUCUGAGCAGCAUGCGGAAAAAGCAACCAGUUCCGUUCUCCCAAAAGUUCCCUAAUGCGGAUCCAUUGGCUCUUCGCCUACUAGAGCGCCUACUUGCAUUUGAUCCUAAAGAUCGUCCCACGGCUGAAGAGGCAUUAUCUGAUCCUUACUUCAAUAGUUUAUCUAAUGUGGAGCGUGAACCUUCAUCCACUCAACCUAUAUCAAAACUUGAGUUUGAGUUUGAGAGGAGGAAACUGACUAAAGAUGACGUUAGAGAGUUAAUCUAUAGAGAGAUUUUAGAAUAUCAUCCCCAGAUGCUGCAGGAGUAUCUUCAAGGUGGAGAUCAGACUAGCUUUAUGUACCCAAGUGGUGUAGAUCGAUUCAAACGGCAGUUUGCGCAUCUUGAAGAGCAUUAUGGUAAAGGUGAAAGAAGCACUCCACUCCAAAGGCAGCAUGCUUCCUUACCUAGGGAGCGGGUUUGUGCACCCAAGGAUGAGACUACUGACCCCAAAAGUGAAAUUGAAAAGCAAACUGCAGCUUCUGUUGCUACAGGUCUUGAGAGUCCUCCAAGGUCGCAGCAAUAUGAUAAUUCAGAAAAUGUUAAUACAGAUUCACAAAAUGGACCUAGUAAGCCUAACCACAGUGCUCGAAGUCUGUUGAAGAGCGCUAGUAUUAGUGCUUCCAAGUGUGUAGUUGUGAAAUCAAGAAAAGAUUCAGAGCAGGAGGAACCAAUUGUUGAGGACAAUGAUGAGGCAAUCAACGGCUUGUUGCAAAAGGUUGCCACCCUACAUGCCUGAUUUCCUAGCUCUGAUCUAUAUUUUCAAGAGUUCCAGAUAGUGUAGUUUUGUGUUCAGUGCAUAUUUCCUCCGUGGUAUGGAUGGAGGGUGCUCCAUAAAUCUACACUGAAGACCCUCAUUAUUUCAGGUAGAAGCUAACGCUCGAUUGCAUGAUAAUUGUGUUAGUGGUAGAGAAAAUCUUGUAAUGAAACAUUAUUUGGAAGACACCCCAACAAUGUCCCCUUUGUGUACUGUGAUACAAUAGGGAGAGAGGUUUUGGUUUGAAGAACAGGGAAUCUGUAUUUUGUUUUCAUUUCAUUUACCUAUAUAAACACUUAGUUCUGAUUGCUGGUAA